UUGUACCUACUUAGAGGUUUCACUUUGCAUAGAAAAACAUUCGUGGUUGGUCAGCUUUUUUAGAUAUUCAAUUGCGUGUCCCGAUUUCAACUGCUGUCUCAUGCUAACGAUACUUGGUUUACUGUUAGCUUUUCAUAUCGGUAGCAGAGCAUGAUCUUCCUUCGUGAACCAAUGCUAUACUCCGUUCGACUUUGCAGCCCCAUUCAGCCUUUCAGCCGCCCGAACCCAUCACUUCAGAAUCGGCCACCGUUCCGAUCUCAGCUCGGGACGAUACAAAAGAGACAUACGAUGCUAUACACACCUCGCACAUCUAUCACCCCCCACGAAAAAAAAACCCCGCCUAGUCACAGUUACCCCGCUUCACGCCCCGCCAUGUAUGCGCUGUACACCGCUCAGUCGUCAUAAAUAGAAGUGCGCAAUUUCCACCUUGCGCCUCGCUACCAAAAUCCGCACGACACCGUUACAUCCUCUCCACCACCAGCGCCGCCCAGCGUCGCCCCUCGCAAUCA
Messenger RNA from Trematosphaeria pertusa, 509 nucleotides. RefSeq lists its product as uncharacterized. The record is from RefSeq and is a predicted model, not a curated record. NCBI's taxonomy places the organism in Eukaryota, Fungi, Ascomycota, Dothideomycetes, Pleosporales, Trematosphaeriaceae. Bases 151 to 405 code for a protein of 84 amino acids. The transcript has a single exon.